Xiphophorus maculatus (southern platyfish) is the source of this 1438-nucleotide messenger RNA. It is a transcript of the gene lamtor4, whose product is annotated as late endosomal/lysosomal adaptor, MAPK and MTOR activator 4. NCBI's taxonomy places the organism in Eukaryota, Metazoa, Chordata, Actinopteri, Cyprinodontiformes, Poeciliidae. Gene Ontology annotation, cellular component: Ragulator complex; lysosome. The transcript is spliced from 4 exons. The record is from RefSeq and is a predicted model, not a curated record. Bases 98 to 400 code for a protein of 100 amino acids. Gene Ontology annotation, biological process: cellular response to amino acid stimulus; positive regulation of TOR signaling. Gene Ontology annotation, molecular function: guanyl-nucleotide exchange factor activity.
AGUCGCUGCGUCAGUGGUCACGUGACGGUCACGCAGCGGCAGCAGGCGGAAGUGAAGCUGCAGUUUGGACAACAAACCGUAGCAGAGAACGUUCAGUAUGACGACGGCGGCUCUGACUGCGGGUCUGGAGCGGAUUCCGGACCAGCUCGGGUACCUGGUCAUCAGUGAGGACGGAGUUCUGGCUUCUGCAGGUGAGCUGGAGAACGAUGAGCACACUGCAGGUGUGAUGAUGCAGAUGGUCCGGACGGCCUGCCGCUUCCGGUUAUCCGGGUCAACCGACGCGCCGUUCAAACGCAUGUCAGUAAUUCUGGAGGAUUUUGUGUACGUAGUGACGAUUUCAGGGCAGAAAGUGUUUGUGGUCAAACGUCAGAACAUCCAGCAUGAACCAAUCAACGUGUAGAACGUCAGCCGGAGCGAACGGGACGAAGGCGAUGGCGUCAUUUUGUGAUUUAUUUUAUUUUUGUUUACGUUGUCUGUAAAAUAAACAGUUUGAAACUUGAUCUUCUGAUUUUACUGCCAGUUUUCUGUGGAAAUUUAAAUGAGAUCCUGAAUCGAGUUACUGAUGAAAUUCAUGAAGUUACAGAAUGACUGACUGUCUCCUAAUGAUGGAAAAAUAGCUCAUUUUUCAUAUAUAUUUCCCCUCUGGUGAGCCAGACUGUUCCAUCUUUAAGAAAUGUCUUAAUCAGUUCUCAAUAGUUUUGUAGGGAUUUUAGUUCAUCUUGGUUGCUUUUCAUAAAGUCCUUAUAGCUUAGCAUAAACUAAACAGACACAUCAAAGCAGAACUCAUUCCUGUUUUUGAACAGAUUCUUGCUUGAACCAGUUCCUGUUUUUGAAGAUUCUUCAUUUUGAACUGAUUCUUUUAAAACUGACUCUUCCUUUGAACUUAUUCCUUUUUUUUUUUUUUACAUAUUGUUCCCUCAAGACUGAUUCCCAUUUUUUUUAAAUAUUCUUUGAACCAAUUCCUGGGUUUGGACAUUUUCCUUUGAGCCAGUUCCUCUUUUUGAAGAUUUUUUGAGCUGAAUGUUUCUUCCCUCUAAACUUAUCUUUAUUUUCGAACAGAUGCUUCCUUUGAACCAAUUCCUAUUUUUCUAUUCCCAAUUCUUCCUCCUGAACUCACUCCAUAUCCUGAACAAACAUAACUCCAAGUGAAUUAUUGAUAUUGGUCAGAUUCUUGAUCAACUAAUUCCUAAUAUUAAAAGUGUGAACUGAUUCCUUGGUUCUUAGAUUACAUCAUAAUCUUCUGAUGAACCGAUCCUAUGUAGGAUUUGUUCAAACUCUCCUUAAAUGAGCUGCUUUUAGUUAAAACCACAUAUGGGAUCAUUUGCAAAUCAAAGUUGGUUCUGAUUAUUGAUCAGCAAGUUAAAUACUGAAAAAUCCUAUUUUUUCUGUUCAUUAAAUGCAUUAAACUCUUGACUAAUUUUAGUCGACAGAUGCUAAA